This is a messenger RNA of Cylindrotheca closterium, 1539 nucleotides long. The record is from the annotation of a GenBank genome assembly. Lineage: Eukaryota; Bacillariophyta; Bacillariophyceae; Bacillariales; Bacillariaceae.
AUGACGAUAACCAACGACAACACCACUACCGAGAAUGCGGCUUCGGAGACGACGGCCCUUCUUGCUUCUCGCAACACCAGCGGCGGCUCGGAUGAGGAAAACGACCUUCAACCAGAAGAGGAGGUGGAGGAAGUCGAACCGCAUCAGACUGUUUUGGAAGGAAUCGUCGAGACCAUGCAAGAUGUUGCAGGUGACUUCAACGAGGCUUUGGUGGAAGAAAUCCAAGAAAUCCGAGACAACUUCAAGGACGAACUGUUGGAACGAGAUGAUCAAGAGGAGGACAGGACCUUUGUGAUGGACAUGGGAAUGGCUCGCAACCUGGGUGUGUUGCCCAGUGAUAUUGCGGACGCAGCGCUGCUCUACGAGCCACCGGCUAUGGCUUGUCGGGUUACUCCGAAUGCCUGCAACCUCUUUCCCGAUAGCGUGGUUCACACCCUGCAGCAUCAGCAUCACGAUCCUACUGAUGGAUUCGGAAACCUGGUUGUGUCGGUCGAGGAAUACAAUAAUAACCAUACCAUCGACCCCACAAACAUUCGAAAAACGGAAAUCGAAAACGAAAUGCCAAAAACUGAAAGUCCUUCGCAACCCCAACACACGACGAGGACUCCGCUCAGUGCCUAUCUCUUCUUGUUUGUUGCCAUCAUGUCAAUUUCUGCGACAGGCCCCUUCUUCAAAGUCCAAGAAGAUGUCGAUGCCGUCAUGAAGAUUUUUUGGAGGAACUGCGCCACCAACGUCAUCCUUUUGCCAUUGUUCGUCAUUGGACUCGCGAAGGAUGGAUGGCCAAAAUUGGACCGUUCCCAGUGGGUUGGGGUCUUCCUAGCCGGAUUCUCCUACUCGGCACUGGGUCUCUUCUUUGUCAUGUCACUUGAUUACACUUCUGUUGGAAACGCCAUGAUUCUAUACAAUUCCCAGCUACUCCUUCUCAUAUUUGGAAAAUUCUUUGUCGGCGAACCCAUCUCCCGCCUCGAGUUUACCGGAGCCAUGGUGGCCUUUGCGGGGGCAGUCUUUUGUUCCGUCGAUGCCGCCGAGACCGACAUCACAAGCGGCACCGGCAAUGGAAGUAUGACGCUGCUCGGCGAUAUGCUUGCCUUGUGUGCCGCGUUUGGAGGUGUCGGUUACCUGGUCUUUGCCCAGAGUGUCCGAUCCCACUUGAAUCUUUACGUCUUUAUGUUCCUUAAUAUGUUCCAGAGCUCUGCCUAUGCCUUUCUCUACAUUUGGCUGUCCGGAAAAGACUUUACCUUUGACCUUCAAAGGUACCAUGGGUUGUUUGCUUGGCUCUUGCCCAGUGCAGAUCGGUUGUUCCUUACUAUCAUUGCUGUCGUCUUUUGCAAUCUAUUUGGGGUCAUGGGAUACAUUCGUGCCAUGCACUUUUUUGACAAGCUCGUAAUUUCCGUUGCGGGUUUGAUGGAGCCCGUCGCCUCCACCCUCUUAGCGUUUGGCAUGGGAGUUGGGGACUUACCCGGGUACAAGGGCUGGAUCGGAAAUUUUUUUGUGGCUGUGGGAACCUUUGCGGUUAUUUACAAGCCGGAAGAGAAAUGA